UAAGCUUCCUCUUAAACUCAUUAACCCGAGUCAGUUUAUUAAGUAGGAGCCAGGUUUGGAGUAUCUUAACGUUUGAUACGUGCACGGAAGGGAUUACAAUGAAGAAACUCGCACUACUUAUUACCAUGAUGUAUGCUAUCAUAAUUGGCGGGGAGGCAUUUUUCAAACCUCGUCAUCACAAGAACCUGCCCACAUACGUUCCAAAGACUCUGGACGAAGUGAAGAACUACCUUUGUGAAAGAUUUGAGAAAGGUAUAUGUAUUGAUACGAAGCCAGCAAAGAUAAUCAUAAACAAAGUGUUUGACUUUACCGGAUCGGAGGGUAUGAAGGAAGAACUGGGUUGCUACCAUAGAACGAUGCCGGCACAGUGUCUCAAGAACGGUCAAAUGAAACUCAAUGUAAACAACCAGUGUGAUGGACUGGUACCCACAAGGGUGAGGUACAGUCAAGCGGGUCGUUGCGGCAUUGACGUAGGUUCUAAUAAAAUAAUAGUAGGAGAAAACGGUGGAGGUCUGAUUGGCAAAGGGCUGAAAUUGAGAAAUUCCCACGAUGUGGAAAUUCGUAAUUUAAAUAUCACUGAUAUAAAUCCUCAGGUCAUCUGGGGAGGAGACGCAAUUGAUCUGAUAAAUGUGGAGAAUGUUUUGUUGGAUGGGAACCGCAUUAAAAACAUUGGGCGACAGAUGGUGGUGACUCAUUUUGGAAAUAAUACGGGUGUCUUAAUGACUAACAAUAUAUUUGACGGAAACACACCCAAUUCUGCGUGCUGCGAUGGUUCACACUACUGGCUGUGGCUGUUCUUGGGCGAAUACGACAGGAUUGCUCUGAGGAACAACGUCAUCUUUAACACCUCAGGCAGAGGCCCUCACCUCGUGGCUUGCAAGGACUCUAAAAUUCUCCUCCACAUGCUGCAGAACACUUUCUAUGACGUCAAGAACACAGGACUGAUUGACCUAGACGACACACGCUCCAGCGUCCUGGUAGAGGGCAAUGUAUUUGUCAACGUCAAGGAGAUCGUCCAUGCCAACAAGGGGAACAUCUACAUGCCGCAGAACAGAGCUGACCAGCUCCAGUGUGAGAGUUACCUGGGGAGGCGAUGCCUGCUCAAUACCGUUGUUAACAGUGGAGGAGCCAAGCCUGUCAACUCCCUCACUGUACUGCAGGACUUCAAGCCCUACAAGGACGAUCUGGCUAAGCCAAUCGUCAUGAAGGCACAUAUGACGAAGUUAAUAAAUUUACCAUCUCAUGUCAAGCAGAAUAUUAAAUGAACAUAUUCAAGGUAGUUAAUAAGUUAUAUUUAGAUUUUAUACAACAGUACAAAACUUACCUUAAUGUAGUAUAAAGACAAAAACUACCUCGUGAUAAUGUCCAGCCAAAUGUUACAUCCAAAUAUUUUGUGAGGUCAUAUUAAUAUUCUCAUCAUAUGGUUACUUUACUUUAACUUCAUAUCGUUCUGCCUAUGACGGUUUUAUAAAGGUUUAUAUUUUUUAAAUAUACCUUUAUCUGCAAAGAUGUAUUAUUCGACUAGAAGGUUAACGUGACUUGCUUCAUACACAUUUCUCGACCCCAAGUAACAAACAGAGUAAUCAAAUCAACCUGCCUAAUCAAACUCAAAGAAAAAUUAUAUAACAUUUCCUCAAAGUUUAGUAUUUAUUGAAUUACCAAAAUACCAAGAAUCUAAUUAUAAUGUGGCUAUUAAUUAUUAGGCCAAAACACCAAGUUAUGGCAUUAAAUAUAUAACAUAAUCUAUAUAGUAUAAACUGAUACAAAGAACAACCAUACAUAUGAUUUCCACAAGUUUCAUUAUUUGGCAGAGAAUCUUUUUCCGCAGUGAUAUUUCAAACUUGGAAGCUGUUUACAUAGUAUAUGAUUGGAAUUAGUAACUAAGAAUAAAGCAAACAACAAUGUUUGUUGUCUAUAUUAAACAGAAUAAAUAAUACAA
Messenger RNA from Homalodisca vitripennis (glassy-winged sharpshooter), 1939 nucleotides. RefSeq names its product probable pectin lyase A. Gene Ontology annotation, molecular function: pectate lyase activity. The transcript is spliced from 2 exons. The record is from RefSeq and is a predicted model, not a curated record. NCBI's taxonomy places the organism in Eukaryota, Metazoa, Arthropoda, Insecta, Hemiptera, Cicadellidae. Bases 99 to 1265 code for a protein of 388 amino acids.